AUGCCUCGGAACAGGAAGAAGAACCACCGCAGCAAAGCUGCACCCCAAGACCAGGCAGAAACCGCCCGUCCCCCAAAGACUGUUGCUUGUCCUCGCUGCAACAAGGCUAUCAUUGUCCCCAAGGCUUGCAAGCACGGCAAGAAACUCAUCAACUGCCAGGGAACUGGUUGCGGCACAGCCCAUCUCGUCGAACAUGAUGCGAGUUGUCAGCCGCUUAAUCCACCCAAACCUGCGAAUCCGUCCCUAGGGCAACCAAGAUCAAGCCAUGAGACAGCCACAGCACCGACCUUACCUCUGGUGACGCUAACUAUGCCUGAUGUGUCACCGGCACACAGCGCCUGGAUCCUCGGGCCGCCAAAAUCACAAGUCGCCGAUCUGUCCAAGACCUUUCCGGCUAAUCAUCUUAUAGCAAUGCAAGAACUGUCAGAACAGCUCAGAUCAGUCAAAGAAUGCCGCAACAAACAGCCGAGAUAUGUCCAGGGCAUUCCGAUAGAUGAGUGGUUGGAAAGACUGGAAAAAGAGAGUGCCGCAGAGGUCAACCAGUGGACUAGGAAGUUCAAGGAUUUGGUGGAAGGAAAGGAGACCGCCGAAGCGAUCGGAUAUGACGAUGAGGACAGUGAGGACGAGGGCGACGGAUGCCUAACACCGACAGAGGACGAGUGA
Messenger RNA from Fonsecaea nubica, 663 nucleotides. RefSeq lists its product as hypothetical. The transcript has a single exon. The record is from RefSeq and is a predicted model, not a curated record. NCBI's taxonomy places the organism in Eukaryota, Fungi, Ascomycota, Eurotiomycetes, Chaetothyriales, Herpotrichiellaceae. Bases 1 to 663 code for a protein of 220 amino acids.